AUGGCAUACAACCAGGAGCCUCUAUCUAAGAUUUCCAUCAUCAAGUUCAAGGGUCAGGACUUUGACACCUUAUGGGACCACUGCCUGAGCAGAGGUCUGCUGUUUGAGGAUGAGACAUUCCCUGCUGAGAUUUCUUCCAUAGGUUUGGAGUUGCUCAAGGGAAAAGACCUCUCUAGCCUGAAGUGGAAGCGGCCCAAGGAUUUAUUAGUGGGUAAAUCAGAGCCUUACUUCAUCCUGGAUGAUGCGAGCAGAUUUGACAUCAGGCAAGGAAGUGCAGCAGAUUGCUGGUUCCUGGCAGCGCUGGGCUCCUUGACACAGAACAAACAGCGUCUGCAGAAGAUCCUGAGGAACCAAAGCUUUUCCCACCACUAUGCAGGCAUUUUCUGUUUCCGGUUCUGGCAGUGUGGCCAGUGGGUGGAAGUCGUGGUUGAUGAUCGCCUGCCUGUCCUGAACAACGAGUACCUCUUUGUGCAUCCUUUCAGGAACAACCAAGAGUUUUGGCCCUGCCUGCUGGAGAAAGCCUAUGCCAAGUUUCGCGGUUCCUACUUCCACCUGCAUUAUGGCCACCUCCCCGAUUCCCUGGUGGACCUCACAGGAGGGGUGGUCACCACCAUCGACCUGCACUCCUCUCCUUCGGACCUAGUGAUGAUGGUAAAGACAGCAGCCAAGGCAGGCUCCUUGAUGACCUGCGCUACCCCGGUCGGGCCAACAGGGAUGGCCACAACCAUGGAUAAUGGCCUGGUGAGCCAACAUGCCUACACCAUUACUGGAGCUGAGAAGAUUCAGUACAGGAGGGGCUGGGAAGAUCUUAUCCGCCUGUGGAACCCCUGGGGCGACACCGAAUGGAGAGGACGCUGGAGGGACGGGUCCCCGGAGUGGCAGGACACCCAAGACCCGCGGAGAAGCCAGCUGUAUAAGAAUAAGGAAGACGGCGAGUUUUGGAUGUCAUGUCGAGAUUUCCAAGAGAACUUCUCCUGUCUGUAUGUAUGUAACGAAUACCCAGUUAACCUGGACCAUGGAAACAUGUCCCUUGAAGAAUGGUCCCAAAUGACGUUUAAGGGCCACGGGAUUCCGGGAAGCGCCACAGGUAGUUAUGAUAUUGGAGGACUCCAGAGCGACAUGCAGUACAUCUUCUCUGUGCCAGAGAGCAUGGGAGGCAACAAUGUCGUUGUGUCUUUCAGCAUCAUGCCACAAAUUCUAAAUGCAAGUGACGAGAGAUUUCCACUAGGCUUCCGAGUGUUCAAGGUCGACUCUCAGUUUCAGCAAUUUCAGGAGAGAUUGCCACCGACCUUUUUUUCCCAAUUCAGAAGUGCCGGCAAUGGCAUAGUGACGAGAAGUAAGUACAACCUCACAAGGUGCUUCACUCUAAGCCCGGGGACCUAUGUGGUGGCCGUGUUUGUGUACAGCGAAGCAAUUGAGUUCUUGCUCCGAAUCUUCUUGAAAAUGUCAAACACUGACAGGAACCCAGGCAGCAAUUUCAACCUUGAAGCACUGAAGGCAGGUCUGCCAGAAAAUGGCUCCCUACAAAGCAUUUUCUACAAAUACGCUCAGCAGGGACUAAACAUUGAUGCCACUCAGCUCCAGAGCCUUCUCAACCAGGAAUUCCUGAAAGGGCUUCCGGGGGACAAGUUCUCUUUGGAUGAGUGCCGGAGCAUUGUGGCGCUGAUGGAUCUGAAGGUGAAUGGGCAGCUCGACCAAGAGGAGUUUUCACGGCUGUGGACCCGUCUCUUCUGCUGCCAGAGGGUUUACCUGCACACCCGGGGGAACUCUGGCGAUUUCCUGAGCUCGGAUUUGUGGAGGGCCGUAAAGGACACAGACUUCCUUGCAGGGAUCUCCAUCAACAAUGAGCUGCUGGAUCUCAUGGCCCUCAGGUACGGUGACAGCACCGGCAGGGUCAGCUUCCCCAGCCUGGUCUGCUUUCUGAUACGACUGGAAGCCAUGGCAAAGGCUUUCCAGAACCUCUCCAAGGAUGGAAAAGGACUCUACCUGACAAAACUGGAGUGGAUGAACCUGGUCAUGUACAACUGAAGAAGUGAGUGAAGCAGACCCCAGAAUCC
This is a messenger RNA of Pteronotus mesoamericanus, 2057 nucleotides long. RefSeq names its product calpain 13 (gene CAPN13). Gene Ontology annotation, cellular component: cytoplasm. Bases 1 to 2028 code for a protein of 675 amino acids. Gene Ontology annotation, molecular function: calcium-dependent cysteine-type endopeptidase activity; calcium ion binding. The transcript has 21 exons. Gene Ontology annotation, biological process: proteolysis. Lineage: Eukaryota; Metazoa; Chordata; Mammalia; Chiroptera; Mormoopidae. The record is from RefSeq and is a predicted model, not a curated record.